Daldinia caldariorum is the source of this 511-nucleotide messenger RNA. RefSeq lists its product as uncharacterized. The transcript has 2 exons. The coding region runs from base 79 to 297 and encodes 72 amino acids. Gene Ontology annotation, cellular component: membrane. NCBI's taxonomy places the organism in Eukaryota, Fungi, Ascomycota, Sordariomycetes, Xylariales, Hypoxylaceae. The record is from RefSeq and is a predicted model, not a curated record.
AGAUCUAAAGCAAAGAUCUCGAGUACGACUACCUGCCUAAGGUGAACGAAGAGAAACCCGAGAUAAUACGAAAGGAAGAUGGACAUAAUCGAGUUGACGGAUGGGGAUGCAUUUGUUCCCCUCCGACGGCGAUGGCUUACAAAAGUCUUCGUCACCAGCAAUUUUGUAUCACUGCUCUUCCAAUCUUCUGACGACGGUCUGAUGGCCGUAAGUGAUGACUCUUGCAACGUCAACAAAAACAUGAUCGACAUAGGUCUCUUCGUGCAGCUCGCCUUCCUCAGCUUGUUAUCCUCGUAGCGAUGGUUUGGAUGAAUUAGUUCCAUCCUAGUGAGAUUGGUAUUCUUCUUUGUGGGCACGAGCCGAAGGAGAAUAGGCUAGAACUGGUAACUGCGAGAUUUGCCGGGAAAAGUUGAAGAUGAGGGAGUUCAGGUACGGUUGGGAAAUGAUCGCAUACAUCUUAUAUUAGGUUAGGUACCUAGGAGGUAGGUUGGGGUAAUCCCUUCUCCUCGGA